This is a messenger RNA of Anopheles funestus (African malaria mosquito), 4393 nucleotides long. RefSeq names its product NGFI-A-binding protein homolog (gene nab). The coding region runs from base 2035 to 4017 and encodes 660 amino acids. The record is from RefSeq and is a predicted model, not a curated record. The transcript has 7 exons. Gene Ontology annotation, molecular function: transcription factor binding; transcription coregulator activity. Gene Ontology annotation, cellular component: nucleus. NCBI's taxonomy places the organism in Eukaryota, Metazoa, Arthropoda, Insecta, Diptera, Culicidae. Gene Ontology annotation, biological process: negative regulation of DNA-templated transcription.
AUGCCAUUUAACCCUUGGGGAAGUUUCACCAGCCGAAAAUUGCUCGAUCAUUUUCCCUCUCUCGGUGAUGAUGAAUUUGGUUGGUCUUGCUUGUGCCUUGUUGUUUAAAUCGUUCAAUUUCCAUCUCAUUUUGCCACGAUCACGAUACCAACUUGAAGGGGUUUUGUGAAGUUUUUUUUUAUACGUGGUUGUUGAUGCCGAUGCUUCGAAUUGUUUUGGUUUGAUGCUCAUCUCCGUGUGCUCCGGUUUUCGGUUCCUCUCCAUACGGUGGUAUGAAUUUUCCUUAACCCCUUUUCUUAUAUCGCGAGUGUGCCGAGUCUUCCUUAGUCGUGUUCUCCGAUGACAGUGUGUACAACCCUUUUUUUUAGUUUUGUUUUUAGUCCGUAAAGCAAACUUAUACACAGACACGUAAAAGAAAGUUUAAAUGUGUGAGAACCAAACAACGGAAAACAUGUCGAUCUUCAAUGCCCAAGAAACAAGAAGUCGACGAUGAUGAUGAUGAUGAUGAUGGCAUCAGGAUAUCCAGAGAAUUCGAAAGAGAAGAGAAAACGAAUGCAGACACAAACGUGAGAUGGCAGCGAAUGAAAUCGAUGGCAGUGUGAACGAAACGAAAGAAUUCCCGAAAGUCGACUAGAUCGGGUUUUUCUCGGCAUGUUGGCCACCGUUGCCGCCAGUGCAGCACCAAAAAAAAACGAAAGAAAUGCUCUCCAACAAAAAGGACCACGUUUCUUGUUGCAACGUGCGCUUAGCAGCUAAAUGAAAAUAAAGAGAAUAACUAAACAAAAAAACAACCUUCCCGUCCCGAUCCACAUCGAAGAUGUACGGAAGAAACUGAAACGGUCAGAUGGUCCUGCCGACAACUACACAUGCACAACUGGAUGAUGAUGAUGAUGAUGAUAACGACAACGACCACCACAAACAAAAGCAAACACCGGUAGCCGGGUUUUGAAGUUUUCCUUGCCACACACUCUGGAGGCCCGAUGGACUUUUCCUUCGCACUGUGCGCUCAGAUAUUCUUUCGGCUUCGAUCUGUACAGUUGACAGUCCAAGGAAUAUAUUUACACACAACUAGCGAACUCGCUUUCGUACUUUUGACCGUUUUUUGGGAGUUGCAUUCAGCGUGGCCGUGAAUGAUGCUUUCGGCGGAAAGCAAAAAUAAAAUAUUGGCCACGGGAAAAUUAAUUUUACAUUUUACGGGAUCUGCAUGCGGUGCAUAAUUAAAAUUAGAGGAUUGUGCACUUUUCAAUCUAAAACAUUACGUGAGCUUAUCGGUGAACGUGCAAAUCGGUGAACGACUAGAAGUGAAACUUUCAAACUCAGUGUACCACUGUUGCUAUGGGGACCAGUCAGUGCAAUAUCCUGCGAGCUGAGUAGUGGAUGCGUUCACGCUGUGACUGUUCUGUUGUUGAGUUUCGUGAUUGCGUGAAAGCGUAUCGGAGCGAUAAGGAACAUUCGGAAAGAAAGAUUUCAAGUGUAUCGCAAGAAGUGACACGUGGGUGAAAGAAUUUCCAACUGCAAUAAAGUGCAUAUUUUGAACGACGAUAGGAAAAUUAAUCUAGCAAUAGCAAACGGAUCCGUAUAGUUCGAUUAGAUUAGGAUAUUUCUUUUGUUACUUCGUAUCUCUUGUUAUGUUACAUGUUUACUUUAGUUAGUGGCGUAUUUUGCAUUUUGUUAUAAAAAAAAGAUACAUAACUCGCAGGGCGAUCUGUAGGCAAAAUUUGGCUAGUUUCCCGCAUCCGUAACAGCUUUUUACUUUGGCUUUCAAGCUUCCGCGCGUUUUUUCCCCUGCACGAGUUGAACCAGUUUAGUUUAGGGCUUCUUAGACGAAGAGGGGUUUCGGUGAGUUCUAGGAGUUGUUUUGUUUUUUUUUGCGACCGUUGUGUUUGUGCUCUGCUAACGUAACUAACGCAAAUCCUGCACGCCGUAUUCCACGCCGUCUUUGCAAUGCUUUGAAUGUGCGCUCCAACACCCGUACCCCAAACGUUCCCAACCCACCCUGCCCCAUAACUUUUGGGCCGCUUGGCGUCAACGGUAAUGGAACUCAAGCCCCGUUCCGGUUCACCAACAACGGUUACAGGUAGUGGUGUGAUAGUGCAGAGUACGCUAGCGGCCGGUUCACACCCGGACGUCGGAACGGAAAGCGCGGGCAACAGUAGUAGUUUGAUAGCCGGUACCGGCAGUAGUAGCGUAUCGCCCUUAGCUAGUACCGUAGUAGGUCCGGUGGGAACACUUGCCGACCGCAAGUCGGAACUGUACGGUGCUGUUAGUUGCGCUGUGACGACAAACACGUGCACGGUGACGAAAGUUGCACCUUCGUCCUUGACAUCCGCCCACGGUGGUAAACGAUCGCCGUCCAUCGCGACUCCUGUGAAGGGUGCGAACGUGUCUGGGGGAAGUAUUGCGACCGGAUCGACCUCCUGCAUACCGAGCCCCAUCUUAAGCCCACCGGGUAAAAUCUUUGGACGCAACAACAACGGAAUCAUGGUUGUCACAUCGACCCCAUCAAACGAAGCAGAGCUUCAGCUGUACCGGGUGCUGCAGAGAGCAAGUUUGCUCAAUUAUUAUGAUACACUGUUGGAGAUGGGAGGUGAUGAUGUGCAGCAGUUGUGUGAUGCAGGCGAGGAAGAAUUUCUCGAGAUAAUGGCACUGGUUGGGAUGGCUUCGAAACCACUGCACGUUCGCCGUCUCCAGAAGGCACUGCACGAAUGGAUGACCAAUCCAUCCGCCUUCCAGAGUCCGCUCACGAACGUGGAUAUCCCGUCGCGGAUCCCGUACAGUCCGGAACCGGGCUCGAUAGCGCGCAGCGUUACGACGGCUGGCACUGGACCGUACGGUGGUCCAUCGACCGUGGCCGGCAGCUUCUCGAACCUGACGGCCAAUGCCACAUCCAGUACAAACCUUCCACUUACACCACCCACCCCGAUACCGGUUGCUCCCGCUUCCUCUUCCUCAGCAGCUGUUGCCGCUGCAGCAGCUUCCGGUGCGUCCUCUACCCUCGGCCAUCUCGGCACGGGUGUGGGUUCGCUAGGUCACCAUCAUCUUCUACAUCACCACCAUCACCAUCAUCCGCUGAGCAGUAGCAAUCUGAGUAGUACGAUCAGCAACCAGAUCGGUUCGACAACCAGUGGUUCGGUGCAGCUGACACCUUCGCUCACCGAAGAUCAGGUGGCAAAGAUUGUGCAGGCAGCGGAACGAUUGUCCCGCACAUUGCCCCGGCUGGAACCACGCCAGCAAAGCAUCAAGAAACGAUCGGCACGCGAUCUGGAAGCCGUGAUCGCAAUGAGCGAAAGUGAUCCCCGACGGAUGGAGGAGAUACGGAAGUAUUCGGCCAUCUACGGACGGUUCGACUGCAAGCGUCGACCCGAGAAGCCGCUCACACUGCACGAAGUGUGCGUAAAUGAGGCGGCGGCCCAGAUUUGCAAAUACAUCCCGGCACUGUUGACCAGGCGCGAUGAGCUGUUCCCACUCGCCCGGCAGGUCGUUCGUGAUUGUGGCUUCGGUCAUUCCGCUAGCAUACGAUUGACAGGUUUGAGUCAAACUCAGCAAAAUCGUGGAGAUGAACUGGACACAGUGCAACAACUAAAGCGAGCGCGUCUCUCUAGUGACACAAGCUCCGAUAUGGGCAAGGAAAACUCCGAUGACAAUCGGGACAUUUCGAGCGGCUCCAUUUACCAGCAGAUCAGUGACAAACCCUUCGAUUUAACUGAUUCAAGUAAAUUUUCAUACACUAGAUCCGAAUUUGAUGACACAGAUUCUCGAUUUAGUUUUAGCAAUUCAAGUUCGUCACCAGUUCAAGCUGGAAAUGGAGCCGACCGAGAUUUGAGCGAUCCCGACUUUGGCGACUUGCGUGCACACACACCCCGUGUGCUGGAUCCUAUCGGUGGUUCGUUGGGCGUACAAGUCAUCUCUUCCUCCGGUGGUCACAUCAUUGCUGUUGCCAAUCCGGCCCUUGCACUCAGUCCAGCACUCAGCGAAGCGAUCUCCAUCAAGCGGGAAACCAUCUCGCCGGAUCUCUGAACUCCGAUCUCAACGCACGAUUCACACCAACACUUAGAGUACCGUUUACGCACUGUAUCAUAGCCUGUAGGAAUAGGUUCUAUUUUUUUUAAGUUUUUGUUUAUUCUGUUUUGCUUUCUGGUGAAGGAUUUGGCAAAAUUUUCGUAGGUCAAGGCAUCUCGGUUUAGGUUGUGCUAGUCGGUUAAACUUUUUAAAAGUUUGUUUUAAUACAUUUCAUAUCCGCAUACAUGCUAUUGAACAAUUUAGGAACAAAAGCAACGUACUUACUUGAGAAACUUUAGUGCAACAUGCCGUUUAAGGCUGCUAUCGGACGAGAUAAGCAGCAUAAUAGAAAAGCAUAGGAAAGGCAAUUGGAAAUCUUUUUUUGGCAAUUUAA